Messenger RNA from Penicillium brevicompactum, 204 nucleotides. RefSeq lists its product as uncharacterized. The coding region runs from base 1 to 204 and encodes 67 amino acids. The transcript has a single exon. The record is from RefSeq and is a predicted model, not a curated record. NCBI's taxonomy places the organism in Eukaryota, Fungi, Ascomycota, Eurotiomycetes, Eurotiales, Aspergillaceae.
AUGUCCAGACGGCCUGAUCCAUCCGGUCUAGUAUCUCCCAUGAGCCACCAUUUCCUCCUUGCCGAGCUGGUCACUCCAUACGGUCAUCGCGCGGAUCUUCAAGGAGAAAAGCAUCAUAAGUCAUGUGCCGUUACCAUCUGCGAAGCUUCCUUCCUCCACGACCCGGUAAGUCGACCUGAGUCUUGGGACGACCUUUUGGCCUAG